CUGGCCCCGCCCGCCCGGCGGCCGGGCUCCUGUCAGAGCCGGCUCCAGCCAUGGUGCUGCCCAGGGUUUUGUAAGUUGGCAGCGGAGUCUCGGGACGUGGCGCAGGUCCCGAUGGCGGCGGCGGCGGCGGCCCUGGCGGCGGCCGACCCUGCACCCGCGGUGCCGCAGGCGGCGGGAAGUGGUGGCUCGGCGUCUCGCCGAGACUUCUACUGGCUGCGUUCCUUCCUGGCCGGAGGUAUUGCUGGGUGCUGUGCCAAAACCACAGUUGCUCCUUUGGAUCGAGUAAAGGUUUUAUUACAAGCUCACAACCACCAUUACAAACAUUUAGGGGUACUCUCUACACUGCGCGCCGUUCCCCAGAAGGAAGGAUACCUUGGACUGUAUAAAGGAAACGGUGCGAUGAUGAUUCGAAUCUUUCCCUAUGGUGCAAUCCAGUUCAUGGCCUUUGAGCAUUACAAAACGUUCAUUACUACAAAGCUGGGAGUUUCUGGUCAUGUACACAGAUUAAUGGCUGGAUCCAUGGCAGGCAUGACAGCGGUCAUCUGUACUUAUCCUCUUGAUGUCGUUAGGGUGCGUCUAGCCUUCCAGGUGAAAGGAGAGCACACCUAUUCAGGGAUCAUUCAUGCAUUCAAGACAAUUUAUGCCAAGGAAGGUGGUUUCCUUGGAUUCUACAGAGGUCUGAUGCCUACCAUAUUAGGAAUGGCUCCAUAUGCAGGUGUUUCCUUUUUCACCUUUGGAACCUUGAAGAGCGUUGGGCUUUCCUAUGCUCCCACCCUGCUUGGCCGACCUUCGUCUGACAACCCUAAUGUCUUAGUUCUGAAAACUCACAUCAACUUACUCUGUGGUGGUGUUGCUGGAGCAAUCGCACAGACGAUAUCCUACCCAUUUGAUGUGACCCGUCGGAGAAUGCAGUUAGGGACAGUCCUACCGGAGUUUGAAAAGUGCCUUACCAUGCGGGAGACCAUGAAGUAUGUGUACGGACACCAUGGGAUUAGGAAAGGACUGUAUCGCGGCUUAUCUCUGAACUACAUCCGCUGCAUCCCCUCUCAAGCUGUGGCUUUCACGACGUAUGAAAUUAUGAAACAAUUUUUCCACCUUAACUAAAAGAAAAAAUUAUGGUUUUCUUCCAUAAAUCCUUAGAGGAAAAAAUAUAUAUAAAUGUUACCUUAAUUGUGAGGGAAAUGUUACUUGAAGGGGAUGUUUGCCUUGUCACAGGAACCACUGGGAUUUUAAUACUUGAUUUCUGUAUGUUUUUAAAUCAAGAUCAAAAGUAUUUAGCAGAAUUUUUUGUUUUCCUUUUAUGGGAUCUAGACAUGUAAUUCUUGGCUGGCUUGGAACUCACGGUGGAGACCAGGCUGGUCUCAAUCUCACGGCAAUCCUCUUGCCUCUGCCUCCCAAGUAUGAGAUCCCAGGCAUGUGCCACCAUGCCUGCUCUAACGUACUUUUUAAUACCAGACAUUAUACCUUAGAACACUGAAAAACCAUCUCGUGCUGACGGUGGUGACCUGUUGGUUAUUUUAAAGUUCUGUUUAGCCGGGCGGUGGUGGCGCACGCCUUUAAUCCCAGCACUCGGGAGGCAGAGACAGGCGGAUCUCUGUGAGUUCGAGACCAGCCUGGUCUACAAGAGCUAGUUCCAGGACAGGCUCCAAAACCACAGAGAAACCCUGUCUCGAAAAACCAAAAAAAAAAAAAAAAAAAAAAAAGUUCUGUUUGGAAGGAGAGGUAGGUUCAUAUUGGAGUUCAAGAGAUUGUCAUUAGUCUUUUUUCUUUUAGAAAAAAGAAAAAAAAAGAGAUUGUCAUUAGUCUUACCACACUAUCCCAAACUUUUAAUUGUGACUUUUAAUUGUAAUCAUGGUUAUUGAUGUGGGGAGGGACUGGAAUCGAACCCAGGGCCUUUUGCAUGCUAAACAUAUGUUGUACCCACUAAGCCACAUUCCCCAACCUGUAAUUAUGAUUGUCUGGGGGAAUUGGGAUUGGGGCCAGGGGUCCUGGAACUAGCUUUUGUAGACCAGGCUGGCCUCGAACUCACAGAGAUCUGCCUGCCUCUGCCUCCCAGAGUGCUGGGAUUAAAGGUGUGCACCAUCGCCCGGCUCCCCUUUUCUUUUUUAGUGAGGUGCUGGGGUCAAACUCAUGCAUGCUAAUCACACACGACCGAUGGCCUACAGCCCCAGCCCUCUAACACUGCUUGUUUUUAUCCCCCACACCCACUGUCCUUCCUAUCCUUGUGCUGGGGAGUAACCUCAGGGUCUUUCGCCUGUCUUGCUAGAUGAGCGCUCUACCUCUGAACCACAUCUCCAGCAUUCUGACAUUGUGUAGUAUUAGUAAAACCAGAAGGCUUAGUUUUAUUGUAGUGGAAUAAGAAUUGAAUAUUUAAGUUCUAUGAAACAUAGCCAGCAACAAAGUAGUGUUCUUGUUAUGAUUCUUCUCAUAAUUCUGCUCCAGUUGAUAGAAGGACCCCUUUCCCUCCAUCGUUUUGAAACAUUUUUCUUUAUUUUUAUUUUCCUGUCUUUGGUGAUGACUCUAGGACCUUGUACGUGCCAGGCAAGUGGCCACCACUGAGCUACAUCCUCAGUUCUCUCCUCAUUUCUCAAUAAAGUUAGUGUUGUUCCAAAAAAGAGAGACUUAAUCAGGUUUUGUUCCAAUGCUAAUACUGGGUACUUUGAUUUCUGUGAGUUUUAAAAGCCACUGUAUCUCCCAAAGGCAGGAAUGAAGAUAUCUCUGCUCCCAAAAGGAGAGUAGCACUGUAGAUGUUUGUCUUAAAUCACUUGGUAUGUACUAGAAACUUUAAGUGGACCAUGAAUAUAGCUGAAAUAAUGUUUCCAAGAUUUUAUGUCAAGACACAAGUUCUUCCAUGUAAAGUAAGCUUAAUGUGUUAUACUCCUAAGUGUAAAUAUAAAACAUGCUUUGAUCGUGACAUUUUAAAGAAAGUUGUUUAGAAUAUCAGAAUUCUGAUCAUUGUGUUUAGAGCACUUUUCCUUUUUUGUUGUAAGCAUGACCAUGGCGUAGAAGCGAUAGACUGCCCGUCUUUAGAGGUAGAGGUUUGUAGAAUUGCUGUGAUUUUUAGGAGAUUAAUUCUAAGCUGCUAAUGUUAUUUCUGUAUUUUUUCAUGUAAAGAUUUCUUGUAAUAUCUUAGUAAAAAUUAAAUGAAUUAGUUUCAUCUUUAUAAUCUUUACUUUAAAAAUAAACAUGUGCUUUGUGACUUUGAGUGUACCGGGAGUGGGGAUAUAUCUGCUUAUAAAGCUCUUUUCUAUAUUUUCAUUUCCGGACCACACUGUAGCUAAUUAGUCCAUUCAAUCUUAAGGUAAUUUAAACCUAUAAAAUAAAUAUCUCACUUAUAUUAUCAAUAAAAGAGAACUGAAAAUAUUUUUUAAAAUAAGAAAUUGUAUUCUAUGUCUGUUAUAGAAUCCAUAAGAUAUUAAAAGUAAUUUUUUAUCCCUA
Molecule: messenger RNA, 3438 nt
Organism: Microtus oregoni (creeping vole)
Lineage: Eukaryota; Metazoa; Chordata; Mammalia; Rodentia; Cricetidae
Gene: Slc25a16
Product: solute carrier family 25 member 16
Exons: 9
Coding region: 112-1104 (330 amino acids)
Biological process (GO): transmembrane transport
Cellular component (GO): mitochondrial inner membrane
Source: RefSeq, a predicted model, not a curated record